Messenger RNA from Symbiodinium sp. CCMP2592, 3693 nucleotides. The record is from the annotation of a GenBank genome assembly. NCBI's taxonomy places the organism in Eukaryota, Dinophyceae, Suessiales, Symbiodiniaceae.
AUGGGCCCGAGCCCACAGGAGCAGAAGGCACUCGACGACCUUUGGUGGUAUGUGCGGCGACAGGGUGGAGUGCUCACGUCCGGCCGUCUCACCGGCUUCUGCCAGAAAUUCCCGGCGCAUGGGGUCAAGCACUUCAAGCAGCUCUGCAAAAGCUCUUCAGACUUUAUUGUGGUGGACCGCGUAGACGGGGGAUAUACGAUCCGACUGGUCUGGGCGGAGGAGGAAGCCGUCCGCGACUUGGCGGCCUUCAUCCGAUCCUUGGGUCGGCCACUUCGCUCGAAGGAGUUCCCAGACUUCCAGUCCUCCCAUCAGGCAUCGGCUACCGUGGUGUAUUCGGGCGACAGGACGCUGCGCAAGUUCUGCCAAGAGCAUGGCGACAUUUUCGCUGUUGACUCCACCCCGGAUAGCCCGGCCUUUUCUAUUCGACUCAGCACGCAAGCUCCCAGCGAAGAGCAGCUCCUUUCAGACAUUCUGCAGUUUGUUCGUGAACAGGGCGGCUCAGUUUCCUCCGAGUGCUUCCAGGGCUUUUUCGGCGGGCAUCGGUGGCGCCGGGAAGCAAUCCCCAACUUGAAAGCCUUCUUUGCCAGACACACAGAUCACUUCGCUGUCUCGGAGGCCACAAACUCUCCACACUGGCGGGUUACGCUCGCACCUUCAGCAUCGUCAGCCAAGCUUGCGGCUCGCCUGGCAAUCUUCCUGGAAGAUUGUGGCCGGCCCAUGGCAUGUGAUCAGCUCGAAGGCUUCUGCAAGGAGAACCCCGCUUUGCGAAAUAUCGUUGAAUGUGGACGCCUGCGGAGAUUCUGCGAGAAACAUCCAGGACUGCUCGUCUACGAGGCUUUGUCGAAGGAGACCGAUAAGGUCAAGCUGCCCAAGCAUUGCUGUCUGUUUCUCCGGGGCAUCUGCAACUUCGAUGCGCCCCAUGGCAACUAUCUCCACGCGAACCCUUUGCCUGCUGGAGCAAUCCGUUGCGGAUAUGGACGGAGAUGUCAACAUGUGCACUGGCAGAGCAUCGAGCGGGUUGCAGACUUGCAGGCAAAGGUCCCGGAAGUGGAGGCAACGGCAGAUGCGACGGAGAGCAAAGCAGCGCCUCCAGACGCGGUUAGCGACUCCGAAAGCAGCUCUUCCGAGUCUGGCACGCAGCAAGGCUCACUGGAGCUUUGUGUUAGCGACAUUGGUUGGAGUCACGACUCCAUCAAAGUUCGCUUCCGGAACGGGGUGCUGCUGGUGCAGACUUUGAAGGAGUUGGUGGAUGGGAGGCUGCUUCCUUCCCAGCUGCCAAGCUUCUCUGUGUGGUCAGCGGGCAGCAAGUGGUACGCAAUCUCAGGGAAUCGGCGCCUUUGGGUCCUCCGGGAGCUCUCCUCGAUUACCGGUAAAGCGGUGAAGGUGAGGGUCCGGCAGCUACCGGCUGAGGCACACAUGUCCACCUGGUUCCGGCGGAAGUUCACCACGAGCUGCAAGGGCAUAGCCGUGGAGUACAGGGCCAACCGUGGACUCCAUCCCAGUAUGAAGAUGGCCUUGUCUUCGCUGAAGGGUGCCGGCACGACCCUCACAGCCCACGAGACGCUCCUUGCCCAGGAGCUUCUUCGCUCCGGUGGUCGUCUGCCUUUGGUGGAACUGGAGAGCAGGUUUGGGGGCCAGUUCUCGGUGCCAGAGCUUCUGACCUCGAAGCCCGAGAUCUUCGCCCGAUCUCCCUCGGAGAAGUCCCUGAUCUUCACGCCUGUGAUCCCCUACCUGGAGGCGGCGGCAAGCCGGUGGAGGAAGGUCGACGGCGAGGCUCCGGUUCAGAGCCCAAGUGGGAAGGCCACGGCCCUGACCUACAAGGCUCCUCCCGCUGCGAAGUGUCAGCUGGCGGCGAUCCCCCCGACCACUCCGGCUCAGGCUCAGGGUGUGAAGGCUUCUCCACCCCCGCCGCCUGUGCGGGCGGAGCGACCAGGCGGCGUGCAAGCGCAAGCAGCGCCAGAGCCCGUGCCCAAGCCGCCACCAGCCCAGUGGCUCGCCCCACCUUCAGGCCCAGGCCUAGCACUUUUACCUCCGCGCCCUCCGGCAGAGGCAAAGCCAAAGCCAAAGCCGCCCCCACCCCCGUGUGCAAGUGACGAUGAAGAUGGCGAUGAUGCAGCUUCAGUGACACCGCCAGCGACUCCAACAGCCGAUGCAGGGAAGCAGGAGGAAGGCACCCCGAUGCCUGCCGACCGAUUCCCAAGCGACGGUUUUGCGGCCGCGGCCCGCAGCGAAAAGACGGCGCCCAGCCCCACUGACAUGGCGGUGGGUUGGGUGCUAUCCCGGGCCGGAGGAGCCCUGCCGCGUCUCGAACUGAAGAGGCGGUGUAACAAGGUCUCCACACUGAAGCUCAAGUACCUGAAGGACAAGCGGCACCUUUUCACAGCGGAGGAGGGCGAGGAUGGGAUGAUCACCUUUACACCAGCGCCGAAGGCCGCAGAGUCGAGCCAGGAUUCGUCUUCUGCUUCACCUGCGCCAGCCUUGCCUGCAAGUGCACGCCGAACUGUGAGCAGAGGGCAGGAGAACCAAGGAAGGGCCAGCGAGCAGGCUGCAGGGGCGCCCUCGCAGCCUCCAAGAUCAGUGGCACAUCCGCCACCCCAGCAACGACCACGAAGCCAGCCGCCGCAGAUUCCGGCACCACUCCCUGCAAACUCAGCCUACUCUCUUCAGCGCUGCGUCUGCAACCUUGAAGGCUUACUCUCCAAGAUGCCGCCAAAGAUCUUCGAAGCCAUGGGCUUGAAUAGCUACGUGCGACUCCUUCACAGGUUCAAGGCCCAGCGGCUGGUGCUGAGGAGCGGCAAGCCCUUGCAAGUGGCCUUGGCCUCAAGCUGGGUUCCCCCUUCCGAGCUUCCGGAAGUCCCUCUGUCACAGCACGACCUCCUGGCCGUGGUGGAGCAGCUCGGGCUGAAAACUGCAGGCUCCGGCCUUCAACCCAUCCCUGGCUCCUCACACCGUGCCAGCCUCUGUUACCACGGCACGAGCCUUGAUACGCUGGUCUUGCACGUGACGCGGCUCCUGCCAGGUGUCAGUGAACCGAUCCAUCAUCUUGCCCUGGGCUCCUUGCUGCUGCUGGGCCCUGCGAGCUGUGGCAAGACCACGGUGCUCCGGGACCUCAUCUCCACCUUGUCAUUAAGAUACCAGGUGGUGGUCGUAGAUCCGCUGGCGGAGCUUAGCUCCUACGGCUUCCGCUACGCCCGGGCUCUCUUGCCAUCAGAGGAGUGCGACAACAUGGCCUCCUUCCUGCAGAGGGUGAUCUCUGAGCACAGUCCCGAGGUUGUCGUGGCCGAGUUCAUUGACGGAGAUGCUGCCCUCAAGUGUGCGCAGCUGUGUUACGAUGCUGGAGUCCGGCUGGUCUGCUCCCUUCGGCAGUCCUUUCCUGGCCUACUGGAAGCCUUCCUCCGCUGCCAGACGGGAUUGUUUGGAUGCUGCGCUUUUCCUUUUGCUACAGUGGUCGCCCUCCGCCGGGAGCUGGACAUGUGGCAAGUCUACAGCCCUGCCGGCGCUGUCGUCUGCGCCAUGAGUGCGGGCCGGCGAGCGCGCUGUCCGAAGCACCACUUCCCGAACUCCCCGGCACUGCAUCCAUGCAGUGUGGUGCGCUUGAAAGAUCUGACCGUUGCGGGGGCGUCGCAACCGACAUCUUCCACCACUGGCCCUGCCAUGCAAGCGGGCACAGGUCGCCGGAUCGAGGCUGUGUGA